GUUUAAAAAAACGUUAUCUGUAAUAAGUGGAGACAAUUACUUCCUUAUUACAGUAGACACAAUGACCAUGUGGUGGAGCCGCGCUUUCUGCCGUACAGUACGGGCUUUUCUUUGUGUCGUAAAGGACAAAAGCAGGUGCAGCACGGAGCCGGGGAAGGCGGACCAAUGGGAGGAGCGGCUGCUAAAGUUGGCAUUCGGCGGUGAUGAUGAUUGGUUAAGAGUUGGAAGUGGGCGUGGUUUCAGUUGUGGCAUAUAAAACCUGCCGGCACUUUUUUCUUUAGUGUCAAAGAAGAAGCAAUUUGUUUCGACGUAACCAAGAGGAGCUCAGGCGCAGUUGUCAUCAGGUAGCUACAACUUUGAGCAAAGGUCACAACCGAUUGGAAAACUGCGCCAUAAUAUAGAGCCGUUUUUGUUUUACAGAUGCUGGGACAUUGUUGCAUCGCUUAGUUUAUUUCCUGCGUGCCUCCGGUCCUCUCCCCCGGCUGACCAAUGCUUCUGCAUCAGUACAUGAACGGAGCCCUGGAAGUCAUGCAUCCCUCAGCGAUACAGAAAGACACUACUUUUACCAAAAUCUUUGUCGGCGGGCUGCCAUACCACACGAAUGAUGCCUCACUGAGAAAAUACUUCGAGGCCUUUGGGGACAUUGACGAGGCUGUGGUGAUAACGGACCGACAGACCGGAAAAUCCAGAGGAUACGGCUUUGUGACGAUGACAGACCGAGGAUCAGCAGAGAGAGCCUGCAAGGAUCCCAACCCCAUAAUCGAUGGCAGGAAGGCCAACGUGAACCUGGCCUACCUGGGGGCCAAACCCCGCAGCAUUCAGACAGGCAUAUCCAUCGGAGUGCAGCCCAUUCACCCAGCACUCAUCCAGAGGCAGUAUGGGUAAGUGAGCGGGAGUGGGCGAUGUUGUAUUUAA
Messenger RNA from Notothenia coriiceps (black rockcod), 915 nucleotides. RefSeq names its product RNA-binding protein 38. The coding region runs from base 490 to 885 and encodes 131 amino acids. Gene Ontology annotation, molecular function: mRNA 3'-UTR binding. The record is from RefSeq and is a predicted model, not a curated record. The transcript has 3 exons. Gene Ontology annotation, cellular component: nucleus; cytosol. NCBI's taxonomy places the organism in Eukaryota, Metazoa, Chordata, Actinopteri, Perciformes, Nototheniidae. Gene Ontology annotation, biological process: regulation of RNA splicing.